ACAAUACAAAACACGACGUGCAAACCCCAGACCGUACGUUAUGGAGAUUCUACCUUUUAGUGAAAAAUAAAUUUUAAUCUCCUCCUCCUAUAUCAAUUAUCAAAAUUAUCAAUUAUCAAAUACACUCACUCUUCUCAUUACCAAAAAAAAAAAAACACUCACUCUUCUUCCCCCAGUCGCUUCCUCCUCCUCUUUCCUUCUUCCACACACAAACUCUGGGAAAAUCUCUCUCUCUCUCUCUCUCUCGCUUAUAUUUUUUAUUUUUCAUUCGGUCAUCAAAAAUCGACAACAAUGUCGGUGCUGGCGAAGACUGACUCGGAGGUGAGCAGCCUCAGCCAAUCAUCGCCGGCUCGAUCCCCUCGCCGCCCCGUCUACUACGUCCAGAGUCCUUCCCGCGAUUCCCACGAUGGCGAAAAGACCACCAACUCCUUCCAUUCCAGUCCGGUCCUCAGCCCAAUGGGCUCCCCUCCCCACUCCCACUCCAACUCCUCUUUGGGCCCCCAUUCCCGCGAGUCCGCUUCGACUCGUUUCUCUGGUUCCCGAAAGCACAACGCCACCAAUGGCUCUGCACGCAAGGCUGGUUGGAAGCCAUGGAAAGAGAUCGAUCGGUUCGAUGCCAUUGAAGAGGAAGGCCUUCUCGACGACGAUAGGAACUCUCACGGAAUCCCUCGCCGCUGUUAUUUUCCCGCCUUCGUUGCAGGCUUUCUGAUUCUCUUUUCUCUCUUCUCGCUGAUUCUUUGGGGUGCAAGUCGGCCCCAGAAGCCUACAAUCACUAUGAAGAGCAUAACGUUUGAGCAGUUCGUGAUCCAAGCGGGUGCGGAUUUCUCAGGAGUGGCCACCGACAUGGUGUCGAUGAAUUCAACGGUGAAGCUUACUUUUCGAAACACUGCCACUUUUUUCGGAGUCCACGUCACGUCCACACCCCUAGAUCUCUCCUAUUUUCAACUCACUUUAGCCACUGGAACCAUUCGUAAAUUUUAUCAGUCAAGGAAGAGUCAGAGAUCUAUUACGGUGGUGUUGAGAGGAAACCAUAUUCCACUGUAUGGAGGAGGAGCUAGCUUGAGCAGCUUGAAUGGUGCACCCAAUCAGCCUGUGCCACUUACACUGGUUUUCAUGGUUCGGUCAAGAGCUUAUGUUUUGGGAAAACUGGUCAAGCCCAAGUUUUACAAGAAGGUCGUGUGCUCUGUGGUUAUGGAUCCUAACAAGAUGAAUGUGGCUAUCAAACUCAACAACAAGUGCAAUUACCAGUGAUCAAUGAUCUACGUAAAUUAUUAUUAAAAAAAAAAAAAAAAAACUCUAAUUUAUAUUGUACUUGUCAUAAUCAACUUAAUUUUUUUAUAUUGUAUUUGUUUCUCUCUCU
Molecule: messenger RNA, 1360 nt
Organism: Ziziphus jujuba (common jujube)
Lineage: Eukaryota; Viridiplantae; Streptophyta; Magnoliopsida; Rosales; Rhamnaceae
Exons: 3
Coding region: 292-1251 (319 amino acids)
Source: RefSeq, a predicted model, not a curated record